This is a messenger RNA of Vicia faba (fava bean), 738 nucleotides long. The record is from the annotation of a GenBank genome assembly. Lineage: Eukaryota; Viridiplantae; Streptophyta; Magnoliopsida; Fabales; Fabaceae.
AUGAUGUAUACAUUCACUUCAAUGGCUGCUUUUGGUAAGAAAUAUUCAGAACAAGAAGAGUUCAUAUCAAUUGUACAACAACUUAUAAAACUUGCUGGAGGGUUCUAUAUUGGCGACUUGUUUCCUCCAUCUAAAUGGAUUCAAAAUCUCUCUGGAAUGAGGCCUAAGAUUGAGAAGUUAAGCCAACAAGUAUACAAGAUAUUAGAACAUAUCAUCAAUGACCAUAAAGAAGCAAGAUCAAGAAGAGAUAAACAAGGUUUGGCUGAUGAAGAUGAAGAUCUGAUGCAUAGUCUUUUAAAAUUUCAUGACAAUGAGAGGGAUUCAGAUUUUCAUUUAACCUCUGAUAAUGUCAAGGCCAUAAUUUUGGAUAUGUUCACUGGUGGAAGUGACACAACGACAUCUCUCAUUAACUGGACAAUGGCUGAGAUGUUAAAGGAUACUAGAGUUUUGAAUAAAGCACAAGCUGAAGUUAGAGAAUGGAUUAAUAGGAGAGGUAAGAUUGAUGAUGCUACAUUUGAAGAAUUUAAUUAUUUAAAAGCCGUAAUCAAAGAGUCACUAAGAUUACAUCCUUCUGUUCCUCUUUGUGAUACGGUGGAAGAACUGACUGUUAAUAUACUGGUUUUGUGUUUGUGUUUGCAAAUGUGCGGUAAGCAAGAGUCGCCACCAGCUUUUCUUUUAUCCGACAAAGGAAAGGGUGAAAAGAACAGAAAAAUACCUUUUUCGAGAGUUUCUGAUUAA